AUGACUGAAAAAUUGUUUGUUCGAAUAGUUCGAAAAUUCGAAUCAAAGCGUAGUAACGGGAAGAUGCAAAACUGCGAGGAACAGAAGUACGGAAUUCGGAAAUUAGAGAUCUCAGACAAGGGCAAAGGCUUCAUCGAGUUACUGCAGCAACUCAGCGUUUGCGAUUCUGUCUCUGACAAAGAAUUCGAGGAUCGAUUUCGAGAGCUCAGUGCUGUCGGAGAUGACCACGUUAUUGGCGUGAUUGAAGACGAGGCUUCUGGAAAGAUCAUUGCGACAGGGAGCGUAUUUAUUGAGAAGAAAUUUAUGAGAAAUUGCGGCAAAGUUGGGCACAUUGAGGACGUUGUUGUGGAUUCCAGCGCUCGUGGGAAGCAUUUGGGAAAGAGAAUCAUCAACUUCCUCACGGAGCAUGCGCGUUCCAUGGGAUGCUAUAAGGUGAUUCUUGACUGCAGCGUCGAAAAUAAGGCAUUCUAUGAGAAAUGUGGCUUCCAGCAGAAAUCCGUUCAGAUGGCUCUGUAUUUUGCUGACCACUAG
Molecule: messenger RNA, 531 nt
Organism: Sphenostylis stenocarpa
Lineage: Eukaryota; Viridiplantae; Streptophyta; Magnoliopsida; Fabales; Fabaceae
Source: the annotation of a GenBank genome assembly